Chelmon rostratus (copperband butterflyfish) is the source of this 1847-nucleotide messenger RNA. RefSeq lists its product as uncharacterized. The transcript has 2 exons. Gene Ontology annotation, molecular function: DNA binding; DNA-binding transcription factor activity. The record is from RefSeq and is a predicted model, not a curated record. Gene Ontology annotation, biological process: regulation of DNA-templated transcription; circadian rhythm. NCBI's taxonomy places the organism in Eukaryota, Metazoa, Chordata, Actinopteri, Chaetodontiformes, Chaetodontidae. Gene Ontology annotation, cellular component: nucleus. Bases 290 to 1048 code for a protein of 252 amino acids.
GCAUACCCUGCUACAGUGGACCUUCUGCCCACAGCAAUUGAAGGUGACAGCUGCGGACUUUGGACAUCACAUGUAAAAAUAUUGUCAGCAGUAUAGUCUCAUGGACUCCAAUCGUCACUGCACUGAGAAAUACUACGGUGACAAACUGAGAUAAGACAAGUUCAAACCCAAAUCAGAUAAGGUUACCAUUAUACAAGAAGGAAGUAUCUGUAUUACUCAACCUCCAACACAAAACUCUCCUUUAUUCCCCUUGAUCUCUCUGUUGGUCUUCACUCAUUUGUCAUUUCCCAUGGAGUCUCUGUCGUCACCUUUCCAUUCAGGCCGAGUCAGCCAUAUCUUACAAGUGGAAAAUGAACAUUCAAGCAAGGGAUCUCGUCGUAAAAGGGAAUUCAUACCUGAAGAGAAGAAGGAUGCCCUCUACUGGGAGAAACGUCGUAAGAACAAUGAGGCAGCCAAACGGUCACGGGAGAAGAGACGGAUGAAUGAUUAUGUGCUGGAGAGUCAUCUCAUGGCCCUGAAAGAAGAAAAUGCCAGGCUUAGCACUGAAUUAAUGGCCAUCAAGAUGCACUUUGGCCUGGUUCACCCAACAGCGUAUACCGCCCAUCAGAGUAAUCAACUGCAACACAAUGUCCAUAGCAGCACGCCACCUAUCAGUGCCACAAGCACACAUUACCAGUCCCUGCAGAGGGACUACUACUGGGGUGGUAGAAACUCUACUGUUAUGCCAAGCUGCCAACCGUCUCACCCAGUUUUCAUCCCUGCUUAUGCUCUCCAAUCCAUGAGAGGAUAUCCAUAUUUUAACACAUCCUGUACUACAGGCUCUGGCCUCCUCACUCCCCUUGUCCUCCCUCAAAAUUUCCUGCCCACCCAUUCAUCUCGUCCUGGAGCCCCCUUGCUGAAGCCCAUUCCUACGAGGGCCACCUCAGAUGAGGAGGAGGAGCAGCAGGUCCCAGGGGUGUUGUCCCUAUCCUGCUCUGCUCCACCUUGCAAAAUCACAUCCAGAGGACACAGAAACUACUCUCCACUAAAACAGUACAUGUCCGACUGAUAUAGAAGGGUCUAUCUACUGCACAGUUGUCAGAUUGACUGACUGAGAAACAAAUUCUCCAUUUCUUUUUUUAUGUACAUUAAAUAUUCCUGCUGACACUGUAAGAGCUCUAUUUUUGAGAAUUGACAUAUUUUAUUCAAAGAAGCACUGUUAAAGUACAUAGUCCGUGGAAACCUCCACACUUUUUGUGUCACAGCGCACAGACAGUUCUAUGUUGGAUGAUAAACAUUCGCACUGCAGCCACAAGAAGAAAAGAACAUUUUGCCCAUAAAAAAAUUAGUACGCUUUUGAAUAGAACCCAUUCAUAUUGAAGUUCACAGCAUGCCCUGCUGUGACAUAAAAAUAGCUCUGAAGUUACUUCAGCUCUUCUCUGUGUGUACUUUCUUCAGCAUGUCAAGGUCCAGCAGAUUUUAACUGUGGGUUAUGAAUAUGAUAGCAGGUUUCACUGAUUUUAGCUCACCAUUUCUCGCUUUAGAGGACUGCUUACAAUUCAACCACUCCUAAGUGCAAAAACAUGAGCCUUUGUUUUGACAUGGAUUAUUGUUGAUGACAUCUCUGAUCAGACCAUACAUGUAUCUAAUGUCAAUUAGUAUUUUCUAAUUGUACUAAUGUACAUCUGUUAACCACCAUCAGUAGUCUUGACUAGAUUAAUGCAGAAUCAAGUAUUUCCCUUCUAUUGCCAUAUGAUGAAAUGCAGUUGAAAACAUGUCUGAAUCCCGACAGUCUUUUGAAAGAUAAACUUGUGAACUAAGAAAACGACAACACAGGGUUGCACCCCAGACUGAGAUUAGAUUUAGAA